GGCGGGGCCGCGCACGCGCUUGGGGCACCAGGCGGCGGCGUCGCUUACGUCAAAACAGAUUCCGACACCGCCGGGGGCUGCGGGGAGUGAGGGGCGUCUUAGGCCCGGAGUGGAUUACCCUGUGUCCAACAGAUUCCACUUUUCAAAUCAUGGAGGCAGAACAGAUUAUGGAGGGACAGCCGCAGGUUCCAGAAAACCCCCAUUCAGAAUAUGGUCUCAAUGAAAAUGUAGAGGAUACUGAAGUAAAUAAUGAACCUGUUAAUGAGAGAAUAGUAGAAAACGAGAAAAUUAAUGCAGAGAAAACAUCAAAGCAGAAGGUGGAUCUUCAGUCGUUACCCACACGUGCCUACUUGGAUCAGACAGUUGUACCUAUCUUGCUACAGGGACUUGCUGUUCUUGCAAAAGAGAGGCUGGUUCAAGAGAAUGAAAAGCCGAGUUCAUGAGGUGAUGAUUUUAGAAGAUUUACUACAGCAGCUUUUAUGGGAAGCUUCCUCCAAGAAAAUACGUUGAAAUGCUACCAAGAGCAGUGAACUCACCAGCUCUAAGAAAUGCAUUUUAGUGAUUUUAAUGAUUCUUGCAACGGCAUGAGAAAUCGACAAAAAAAAGUGCAACCAUAUCCCUUUACUAUUUAAAUUUGUUUCACCAAUUAGGAUUUGAUGCACAGAGAAUGCUCUGUAACAGAAAGAAGAUAGCAAUCUGAAUAAUAUGAUCGCAUUUGAAUAAUCCAUUUCGCAGAGUUAGGGAAGUAAUGAUAUAAAGUCCAAAUUUUCAAGGCAUUUACUUGUUUUAAACUCUUCCCCCCUACAAAACUGAAAAUUCUGUGAAAGAGACUUGACAGAUGCUUGCUACCCCAAUUUAAUUCAGAAAGAAAGAGUACUAUUUUCCCACAGGAAAUACCAGUUCUGAGGGCUUCAAGAUAAAUGUAUUUAAUUUUGAAAUACAAAUUAAAAACCAAGUGAUUUUACAUUUAUAAAAAUGAGGAACUCAUCAAUAAAAUGGAGAUGUAAUGGGCUAUAAGUUAUUAGUAGAGAAUAAAAGCUUGAAGAAAUAAAUUAAGAUGGCAACCUUAGAUGUAUGACAGACCACUGCUAAGUAGCUGAAAACCAUUACCUCUCGAUUCUUAAACAAUUAUUUUCACUUUUCUCCAUGCUACCCUAGGUAACCAAGUCAGUAUAUGCUCUGAAGGGCAGUAAAAUUAAGCAGAAAAUAAAACAGAGUACCUGGUUAACACUACAGCACACCUUCCAGGAUAAGUAUUUUAGAUCCAAAAUCCAGAAGUUACUAUUCAGUGAUUGUGAAAGAAUUAUAUAUGACUCAUAUGCAGUAUUUUGAAGUCUGCAUGUUUAAAAGCUUCAACCAAGAACAUUUAUCUUUUACCUUGAAGAAGACCGUGACAGAAGAAAGGAUUUCCCACUAAGAGCAAUUCUGAUCAAAGGGUUCUACACCCUCAUAUUCUGAAGCCUGUUACCACCUAAAAAUACAGUCUGACUUGCCAAAUUUUUUUAAAUUUUAUUUUUAAUCUCCAAUUUAUCAAGGACAUUCUCCAAAGUCAGUACAGGUCUCUGAGCUAUCCAUUUUACUCUGAAGUGCUGUCACUAUUGUAAAUGCAGUCUGAUGAAAAGAACAUCUCUCUCCCCUAUUUCUAGAAAUAAAACAGCUGCUUUCAAACAAAUGAAAAAUCUGAAAAAUUCUGCAAGAUGGAAGCAGUUGAAACCAGUAGCUUGGAAGGGAAACACAUGAAAUGAAUCCCUAUGCCCACCAAGCCUGAUAGAAUACAGGUUUUGAUUUAUUCUUAUCAUUGUACUAAUUACAUAACAGCUUAUUCUUAGCCAAGCCUUAGCUUGUGUCCUCUAUUCUAUUUUGUAUUUAGAAUUAAUUUUAAGAGUGACUACAUAGCCUAGAUCACAGAAGAACAGAAUGUCAGCUGUUACAGAAAGAGGCAUUUUACCCCAAUGAAGAAAGUAUCAGCACUGCUUCUGCUAAUGUUCAUUAUUCUAAUAGUUUUAAGCAAGGACUUAAAUGCUGUGUGAGUAAUUACAGGGCAGUUUACAGAAGUGCUAGUGCAACACUGACUAGGAAUGUGUCGUAUUCUUCUUCGCAAUGUGCUUGUAUCUCUCUUCUCAAAGUUAGCAAUUGUGCAAAUAAACCAGUUUUGUAAGAGAAGCCUAAACUGAUAAAAGGCUGAUGGAUUGUUGAAAAGUAUUUUGAAAAGUAUUUUGUGGAGAGCAUAUGGCCCUCCUUUUCCUCUGGUGUACAUUGAGGUAUUUACCAGAUGGAUCAUUUCCCACCAAUACUAUUUCAGAUGCUAUUAUACAGGAAAUGGAGAUAUUUCCCUUGUAAGGAGCACGAAGUCUGGAGUGGCCUACUUUAGACAGUAGAAGGAAGGACUCCUAGGAAUGGGAGGUUCCUCAGACAGAGAAUGACAGUUUCCGAAGAGGAAAACCUGGAGUAACACUGGCAGUGAACAGCUUCCUGAGAAGGGAGGAGACAGGAAGCAGACAAUGUGAAAAGCAUGAUAGGAAAGAAGGCAAACUAAACCAUGUCCAAAAGGACAAUGAGAGCGAAAACCAAGAAAGCAACAGACCUUGAACACACGCCACCCGAGCUGGGCACAGGAUAUGCAAGAAAAACUGCAUGCUAUGGGCACACUAACUGCCAACUCACUGCUGCCACAAUCUGCCUCCAUGCUUUUCUUCCAGGUAAGGAACAAACUGCCAGCAGGCCUACAUGUGUAAGAGAGGUUUGUGCUUCAAGGGUAUGCUGAUUUGAGGAAUCUGUCUGUGCAUUGUGUCAGCCCUUCCCUGCACCUCAGGGGAAAAACGAUCGAAAUAGCUCUGAAAAGGUAAGUGCUUCUGUUACUUUACCUGUACAUAAAAGUGCUCAGAAGAAUUACAAAGCAGGAGGAUCUCCCAACCUUACUCAUGCUUCACAUAUUUCACUGAAAGGCGAGUCCAGUUUCCUAGCCCGUGGCUGGAACAUUUCCAUACCUCCAUGUCCUGAGCACCAGAAAGCCCAGCACCACCAUGUUCUGUUUAACUGAAGAGCUGCCUGCUUUUAUUUCUGCCUCUUUCGUGUGUGUUAUGCAGUAUUGAGAGAGCUCAUCAACAGCUCUUAAAGAAACAAUCCAUGGUCAGGAGGGCAUAGAAGUUCUAAAAGAGAAACUCACAAAGCACUAAACACUGCUCAUGGUAUUAUGUCCACCUGUGAUAGGGAGCAAAGAAAAAAAUCCUGCCAGUGGAAACAGCAGAAAUUCCUGCUGUAGUACUAUCGAUGACAAGCUUUGGCCCGAACAGCCAGAAACUGAAGAGGGUGUCUUCCAGCUUCACCGAGUUCGAGUGCUAGGCGAUAACAGCGACAGAGACUCACUGGAAAACAUGCUGCCACAGUGUUUGUAGCAUACACCAUAAUUUAAGGAUGAGCAAAACCCUUUCUAUGACCUGCAAACACUGAGCUGCAGUUGUUCCUCUGCAUCUAUACCGAUACUAUGUUCACAUUAUAUAAAGGAAAAACUUCAUCCUAAUCUAACCUAAUCUAGUUGAGAAAAAAAACUAUACACAAGGAAAGAGAGAUUAAUGAGGAAAGGGAGGGCAAAGGAGACUUAAAAAAGCACAAGAAAAAAAUGGAUCCAGCCCAAGACUUAUGCAGCAACAAUAACAGAAGAUCUAUUAAAGACAUUUUAAAGGCUAAACUGAAGAGGAAAAAAACCCACUAUGUAAAGAAAAGUAGUAAGCCCAGAAGAAAAUACUUACAAAAGGGCUUUACUCCUUAAACCAUCUAGAGUGCCACUUGGAAGUUCUUAUUAUAUUUUCAUUGCAGUGAAAGUGCUUCUUCCUCAAAAUGGUAUACAAGAAUACCAAAUAAUACUAAAUAAUUAAAAAUUAUUUUGAACUCCAGUUCCCCUGAGAUGUUCCUCCUAGCAGCCUCCUCUAAUUGUUCUUGGUGGACUGUGGGACAAUGGUGCCUCAAAAAUUUUAACUAUAUGAACAGCAUGAACAUUUUUCUAAGUAUAUAAUCACAACAUUUAUUAUUCCCCAUAAAGCAAAAUUUAUCCUCUGCUGCAUUUAGUUAACUUUAUUGAGGGAUUAGUAGUCAGUUCAGGAACUAUUCCCAUGUUUAUGUGAAAGAUUUGAGAGUUAUAAAUCAGUAUCGUAACUGCCAAUAUAGUUUUAUGUUAAAGCAGUCAGGCAGGAUAGUUAUUUCAGUCUAGGCAGCAGUUAUAAUCCACAUUAACCUUUUCCAACGCACUAUUUGUAAAAUAACAAAGGAAUACUGUAAGGCUAGAUAGAGCAGUGAAGGCUACAUAAAAAAUUAGACAUUUGCUGGGAUAGUCAGGCCCCAUUUCCUCAUUACAACCUAUUACAAAUACUAUUAAUUGGAGACUCCAGCCCUUAUUGCCUCUCAGCUGCACUGGGAGGCCAGUGUCACGGGCGCUGAGGAGGAUCUUUGCUGAUAAAAGUGACAUUGGCCAUAUCUCUGCAGCACCAGCCUUUUUAGAUCUUCAAGACAUAUUGCAAACAAUGCCUUUGUCCCCUUGGUUUCCUUUGUUUUACUGUUAAAAAAACCCAAACCACAAAACAAACAGAAGCUCUGUAUUUUGCAUGCACUUGUAACUGUCUGGAGACCUUUUUGAAGAAUGACAUAAGGGUGAGAAGAAGACUAUGUUUCCUGAGCCCGCCCAUACAUUUUCCACCUCACAAAGCAUCAGCCUGCCUUGAUACCUUAAUGGCUGCAGCCCCUCAUCUCUCUUUUUGCGGCUUCCUUCUCUCCUGGUUCUAUUAUGUCAGUGGACAAAACUGCUUUUUCCCUUUUGUACUGGCCAUACUCCCCUUUCCAGUUCUGCCUUAUUAGCUAUUUUGAGUUAUGAGGUCUCCAUGGCAGCAGUCCAUUCACCAAGCUAAUGAAAAAAAAACAAAGGGGUGGACAAGGAUUAAGCAAAGGGGAACUGGAGACUUGUACAGAGAUGUUCUCCCAUGUCCCGUGGCAGACCCUCACUGCCCGCCGCAGUGCCACAGCUGGAACAGCACGGGCACAGAAAUACGGGGAAGGCACGUUGCGAGCCCAGCCAAGGAUGCAGGCCCUUGGCCCAGCGAACUCCAUGUUCCCUCAUUCUGCAACCUCUGCCUCUGCAACAUGACCCUGUGCUCCUCGGCACCUGAGCCGCUUCCACGAAAAGCGAGAGGAAGCGCAGGAAGCCAUACCGUGCUCCCCUCACGGCCAGAAGGCAACACAAAACGCCGCUUCCCUCCACCCAACACGGCCCGCCCGCACCUCCAGCCCGCGGACGACACACCGGCCCCUGGGCCGCCCUGAGCGAAGAUUCGGGCCCUGGGCUGCAGCCCGGAGUGUAUGGGAGGGUGUCCAGGCCGUAGGCCGCAGCCCCCGGACCACUCUCAGGGGGAGAGGGGAAGAAGCCCCUGGGCCGCGGCCUCUGAACUGCCUCAACUGGGGUUCAGGCCUGACCCGCCCCCAGAGAGGACACCGGGGCCCGAGCCGCCAGGGCGGAGGGGCCGAGGUGGCAGCGGCCCCUCAUGAGAGACAGAACGAGGGGGG
Messenger RNA from Cuculus canorus (common cuckoo), 5550 nucleotides. RefSeq names its product dpy-30 histone methyltransferase complex regulatory subunit (gene DPY30). The transcript has 6 exons. The record is from RefSeq and is a predicted model, not a curated record. The coding region runs from base 150 to 443 and encodes 97 amino acids. Gene Ontology annotation, cellular component: Set1C/COMPASS complex. NCBI's taxonomy places the organism in Eukaryota, Metazoa, Chordata, Aves, Cuculiformes, Cuculidae.